Messenger RNA from Bolinopsis microptera, 1402 nucleotides. RefSeq names its product GAS2-like protein 2A. Gene Ontology annotation, cellular component: actin filament. Gene Ontology annotation, biological process: actin crosslink formation. Bases 285 to 1076 code for a protein of 263 amino acids. The transcript is spliced from 6 exons. The record is from RefSeq and is a predicted model, not a curated record. Lineage: Eukaryota; Metazoa; Ctenophora; Tentaculata; Lobata; Bolinopsidae. Gene Ontology annotation, molecular function: actin filament binding; cytoskeletal adaptor activity.
AGAGUAUAUUAGACAGGAGACUUCAGUAUAAACCUACUGUUAUUCUGUCGCUCGAAAGUGAUCACUCAUCACUUUACCCUAAUUUAUGUUGCUUUUGAAAUGAAAGACGAUCUUUCUUUGUACUAUGAAAUAAAACAUGUUCUAUUGAGAUUUUCGUUUUGUUGCAAAAUGUGUAGUUAACUUUAGAUGAUCUUUAGAAAGGCCGGCAUUGUAUUUCUUUGAGUAAAAUUGCAGGAGCUUCAGUAGAUCUUUUAAAAUUGCGCUAUUUCCCGAACUCCAACAAUAUGAAGCUCUCUUACACACAUUGCUUUGUAAAGAGCCCCGCGACCUUACUUGUGAUAGGGGACCUUCACUUUACCUUUACCAAAACUUACGCGGAACCCCCCAUACCGGAGCGAGGACCGCCCCUGACCUCCAGUAUCGAGCUGAGAUACAUCCCCUUGUGUGUUGAUCUCUGUCACUGGAUCAAUGAUUACACUGGAGUCUCUAUGGAGGUCAACCAAUUCUGGACGCUGCUGCAAGACGGGUGUAUCCUGUGCGACCUGAUGAACAAGAUCCAGCAGCAGCACUGUGUUAACAUAGAGGAGACGUAUCAGUACGUUGGUUACACUCUUAAGAGGGACCUGGGAGACCAGUUAUUUUAUGUCAGACUCAACGUGGAGACCUUUAUCAGGUGGGCUAAGAACUUUGGUUGUGACAAGGAGUUGCUGUGUCAGGUUGGGCACCUGGUGGAAAGGAAGGAUCUGGAGCGAGCUUUGUCCUGUGUUCAUGCUGUGGCUAGACGGGUUGCUGAGCUUAGGAUGCCCUACCCCAAAUGUGUCAAGUUGGAGGUGAAGUUUAACAUGAGCUACAAUGACAUAGUGGACCUGUUUGAUGAGCACCACUCCUCUCUGAACGAGGAUCAGAUCCAUGUUAAGAAGUGCUACGCUGACCUUUGUGAGCAACUUGGUCUCGGCAAAAUGGAUAUCACAAAACCACUGAAGAGCAACUCGUCAGAAUGGAAGUCUCGGCUCAGUGACUUGUGGAUCGGAGAGAGGCCCCUUACAAAUGGUAACAUUGAGCCUAUACCUGAGUGAAAUACUGAUACAUUGAAUAAUGAUCAGUGCAGAUCAUGUUUCUGUUAGCUUAAGAUUAAAAGACUGUCGUUGGUAAAUAUUUCUUUGAAUGUACAUUUAAUUGAUGGUAAUUUUGGCUAUUAUGUAUAAUAUAUGUUUUCAUGAGAAUUUAAACUAGGGUAUAAUCACUGUUCAAAAACAUUAAAUAAAGAUUAAAAUUGCUAACAAGAAAUUAAUUUGUUAGUCAUUUCUUCGCACAGCGAUCAUUCACAGUAUUUUAAAACUCAUACAUAAAAUUCAAUUUAAUAACAUAUUUAAUUGCAACAUAAAAUGAAGUUAAUGUAUUA